This is a messenger RNA of Leptidea sinapis, 814 nucleotides long. RefSeq lists its product as uncharacterized. NCBI's taxonomy places the organism in Eukaryota, Metazoa, Arthropoda, Insecta, Lepidoptera, Pieridae. The coding region runs from base 47 to 805 and encodes 252 amino acids. The transcript has 3 exons. Gene Ontology annotation, molecular function: transmembrane monodehydroascorbate reductase activity. The record is from RefSeq and is a predicted model, not a curated record.
CAAACAUGUUUGUCUAAUAAUUGUUUACUAAUAUUUUAGUUGUAAGAUGGCCUUAAGUCGUGGUUGUAAUCUUGAAUGUGUAGACGACUACCAAGCAGGCGAUGAAGUUAUUGAGUUCGUGGGGCCAGUUAAAAUUAUAUUAGUGGAUCCACCUAAGGACGCGUAUCGGAGGAGGGUUUUAGGUGCAGCAUGGAUCACUCUCGCACACAUGUUCAUGGGAGCUUCUGUGAUGACUAUGUUGUAUUACAGCCUCAGCUAUAGGACUGCAUCGAUUCCUAAUGCGUUACAUGUUUUUAUGUUUACAGUUGCGUUUCAACUUUUUAUGCCGUCAGCAAUUCUGUGUCAUAACAAACUAAAUGGUGCCGCGACUCAUAUGACAAUUGCAGACCGAACAUUUCACCACACCUUCCUUCAGUUGUGUUCCUUAGGAUGUCUGGUUGUUGGGUUCAUCGCUGUAUUACUGACGGACUACUUUGCUAUCACCGUUCAUAGCGUUCUGGGUAUGAUAGCAUGUGUCUUAGCGGUUAUAAAUAUUAUACCAGGAUUUAUUGUGAAUGGAAUGCUGAAAUUAUGGGUUGACGAGGAUAGAAUGGAAUAUACGGUGUUUCAAGUUACACAAGUGCAUAAAGUUAUAGGUGUUUUAUGUUUUGUGGCAUCAUCAGGCUGUUUCAUCACCGGGUUAUUGACCGACACGUUUGUCUUGUGGGUUCCAAUUAGAGAUAUGUCAACAAUUUCAAUAAUUUUUUGUUGUUAUUAUACUUUUGUUGUGAUAUACAAACCUUUACGACACUUACAAAUACUUUGAACAUGAAAA